CUCCGGCCUCACGCAGGUCGCAGCGCCGGUAACCGACCGAAAGCCAGGCAGACAUGCAGUAGCGGACAAGCAGCUCGUCGCGCGCGCGCGCCAGGUCUCACCGGGAUGCCAUCACCGCGCCACCGCUCCAUCUGCAUUCGCACCGCUCGCUUUUCUCUUCCUGACUUCCUCCUCUCGCUCCCUGCCGGGCUCUAGGCAGUUUCUGUUCUCGCGGAGGACAAACUGUCCGACAGGACAUCCUCGCUCGCGCUCUCUCCAUGCUCGUCGUCGUCGUCGUUGUCAUCGUUGUUGUCUCUGUGGUGGACGCCAUGGGCGAGCGGCGAGCUGCCGUGGGUGUGAGUGUGAUGAGGGCGGCGGUCAUGGUGGCCCUGCUGGGACUCGUGGCCGCAGCGUCCUCCUCCGGCGCGGAUGUCCUUACGGACAACUUGUCCUCCGCCGACCAAGUUGAGGCGCUAGUGAGCAUCAGGGCGGCGCUUCGGGACCCGGACAACGUUCUCGGCGGUUGGGUCGUCACCUCCGGCGGUGACCCGUGCGGCUGGAAGGGGGUCACCUGCUCCGAUGGCCUUAUUCACACACUAGAACUGGAAAACAUGAACCUGUCCGGCAGACUGUCGCCGGCCAUCGGGGAACUGCGGCAGUUGCGGAAUUUGUUCUUGGACCAUAAUUCUAUUUCAGGCCCUAUUCCUGAGACCAUAGGAGGGCUGCCGCUGCUACAAAGGCUUGACCUUUCAGGCAAUCAGUUCAACGGCACCAUACCCCGCACACUGGGUGAUCUCAGGGACCUCUAUUUUGUGAAGCUGAGCCACAACAAUUUAUCUGGAUUCAUCCCUGAUUCACUAAUCGCUUCUGACAACCUCUUCAUCCUGGAUCUGUCAUCCAACAACCUGAGCGGCACGGUGCAGGAAUUUAGAAUAAAGAAUGUACUCCUCGAGGGAAAUCCGUUGCUAUGCUAUCCCAGUUGCGGAACAAGAUGCGACUCCAUACGUGCGCAGGAAGAGGUCACAGUCCCUGUGCAAAACCCGGAAACUCACUCACAAAGAUAUGCAACAAGCACCAAGACGGUGCUACUGUGGAUGUCAACUGCUUUUGUGGUAGUUGUCUUCUUGGCCGCUGUCACCGCGGCUACCCGGCAGUGGCGUAGGCGUCACCAGAUCUUUGCUGAUAUAGAUGGUAAUCAUAUGAUCCCAAAUGACAAAAAGGAAUCCGAAGUAUGCCUUGGUCAUGUGAAGAGGUAUACGCUCAAAGAUAUAAAAGAGGCUACCAACAACUUCAACCCAAAUAACAUCUUGGGGCAGGGAGGAUUUGGGAUAGUAUACAAGGGUAUCUUGCAUGAUGGCACCAUUGGUGCUGUGAAAAGGUUGAAGGACUUUGUUUCUGCUGGUGAAAAUCAAUUCCACACAGAAGUUGAAGUCAUAAGCUUGGUUGUUCACCGCAAUCUCCUUAAUCUAAUUGGGUUCUGCUCUGAAGAUAAUGAGAGGAUCCUUGUGUACCCUUACAUGCUAAAUGGAACUGUUUCUUCUAAAUUACAAGCAUAUGUUAGUGGAAGACCUGCCUUAGACUGGCCAAGGAGAAAGAAGAUUGCGCUGGGCGCUGCACGAGGGCUCGCCUAUUUGCAUGAGCACUGUGAUCCAAAAAUAAUCCAUCGUGACAUAAAAGCUUCAAAUAUUCUUCUUGAUGAAUUUCUUGAAGCAAUAGUCGCUGAUUUUGGGUUGGCAAAGCUCUUGGGUGAAGGGGAGAGCCGUGUUUACAGCGUGAUCCGCGGGACAUUUGGGCGUAUUGCUCCGGAGUAUCUGAUGAAAGGAGAAUCAUCAGAGAAGACUGAUGUUUUCGCAUAUGGACUCCUAUUGAUCGAGCUAAUCACUGGUCGAAAAACAUUGGAAGUCCACGACGAGGAGCAUCCGAAUGGAGGAGUUGCUGACUGGGCAAGGAAGCUUCUUGAAGAGGAUCAGCUAAGCUCGUUCGUGGACAAGAGGCUACGGAACAACUACAACAAUGCCGAGCUGAAGGAGAUGGUUCAGAUAGCCCUGCUCUGCACAAUGUUCAGCCCAACUCAUCGCCCAAGGAUGUCUGAAAUCAUUAGGAUGCUGGAAGGAUAUGGAUCCGUUGCAGAGAUAUGGGAGGGCUUGAAGAAUGUCCCGGUACCGAUACCGAUGCCUGGAACCCGGAACUUUGCGCCGUCUCCUGCAAAUUAUAGUGGAGAAGACGAGUGUAGCUCAGUGGAGUUGGAAGCAGUUGAGCUCUCAGGGCCAAGGUGAUCUCGUAGCCCUUUUGUCAAGUCAGAGAACAUAUAUGGUGCUCCCACCCAGCUGUGGUUAUACUGUCCCCCCUCCACUGGGGUGAAUAUGGAUUGAUGAACCAUGAUAUAAUGUAGCACCUGCAAUAAAUAAAUCAUCUGAGAAACAGAGAGACAUA
Lolium perenne is the source of this 2412-nucleotide messenger RNA. The record is from RefSeq and is a predicted model, not a curated record. Lineage: Eukaryota; Viridiplantae; Streptophyta; Magnoliopsida; Poales; Poaceae.